AGCUCCUGUAGUAAGUCCGGUGAAGAUUCUAGAAAAGAGUACCUUGUCUUCAAGAUCGAUCCAGCUCUAUCCGAGCAGUUUCUCGGGCCACGAUCAAAAGGAAAAGAACCUGCAAUAUCGAGAAGCGGACCGAGGAGCCAUACGACCAGAAGCCUCUACCUCCUUCCACGAUCAUGAUGUGGCCCAAGAUUUAUAGAAUCGCUUUCCACCACGUCGCUUUGGUUUUCCUUUUCCUGUACCUACACCUUCCAGGCGUCGUUUUGUUUACCUCCGCUCGUCUCUACCAAGUCGGCGACCAGGUCUUCUACUUUCACCGGGAGUACAGAAACAAAGACGACUAUGCAAGGAAAAUACUGUGUAAGUGUGACUCUGAAAUGCAGAACAUGCAACAGAGUUACGCCUGUCGUGCCAGGCAGCUAUGGAGUUCUCUUUUCAUGUGUGUUGUCGCUUACAAGCCACGCAUGACAGGUUUUCCAUGUAGCGCAAAUUUGUAAUGCUGUUGUCAGCCAAAGAUAGUUACGCAGUUUUUUUCUUGUAUAACGGCCAAUCUGCCUAUGCCGCCGUGCUCGACCGGUCCUUCGGGAUUUACCGCCUAUCAAAUGCAAAAAUGUCUUGGUCUGGAAGGAUGCAACUUGUGAUGCUACCUCUGGACUCUACAUAAAAUCUGUAUUGCAUGAACAGCAAAAGAUAUGCAUUUUGUGCUACGCGGAGAGGGGAUUUCUCAUGCGGUAUGAGCAUCAGAAAGCCCUCGCAAGAUCUCUGAUGCUAGGGCAACAUGCAUCACAGACCUCAUGGGCCAUGCAAAAUCUGCAUGGCAAACUCCUGCACUCUUCCAGGCCCAGACAUUUUUGCAAUCCAUACCGCCCAAGGAUGGGGAAGACCGAGGGGUGGAUGCCGGGCGAGAUAGUCUCCGCGCAUAAAGAAAUAUCAAGCGGCUCCGCUGUACCAUCCGCAGGAAAUAAUUUACCGACGUACUUCUACACUCGGUGCAAUUACUUUUUUAUGCAUGAAAAAACUAUUUCGCGCAUCUCUUUUUCAGCAUGACAAGUUGCAUGUUUUGAGCUGGAUUUUUCAGUUUUAGAUACUUUUUUGCUGUUUUUGCAAGUGCGUUUCGUCCGUGGUCGGUAUUGGUAAGUUUCUCUUCCAUGAUAACGACCCGCCACAAUUGCAGAGAGGACCUACAAAGUGAAAUCCACCUGGCCGGAUUGGGUGGACGCGAAAGGUAUGGAUUGCAAAAGUAUCGUACAAGUAUGAAUUGCAUUACAAAUCGAGGCAGCAUUACAGAUUGAAUUUGUAAUGCGGAUUUGCCUCAAGACCGAGAUUCGUAAUGCAAAAACGCAAUUAGAAGUACGAGUACGAUAUUUUUGCAGCAGAUAAAAGGGGUGUUUUGCUGCGCGGAUGAAGAGUCGAGGCAGCUUAUCCUAUGUAAAAAUGUCUCCACUCCAGAGUUGUCAUGCAGAUCUGCAUGUUAAAAAUGUUUGUCAUGCGGAGCCCCAUGAGAAGUACUUAUUCUCUAGUCGUGUUUUGGAAUUUGUAAUGCUCCAAUCAGCGCGAUAGACUAGAAGCUCUGUGAUGCUGCUGAACGAGCUAAGCAGCAUUACACUACGAGACCAAACUUGUCAUGCGAAACAACCAAAGCUGGUUGAUUUGUCUAGCAGAUCCCCCGUCUUGACUGUGGGGUGGGGACGUUUUUUCUCAGGAUACAGCUCCAUCUUUUCCGGAAAGAUCUGACAGAAAGCGAAAUCAAACCCUCGAUGCCCCCGACAGCGCUCACCAUCCUCGCGUUCCGCUGGGGCGGGAGGUAUGAACUGCAAAAGUAUCGUACUCGUAUAAAUGCUAAUGCAUUACAAAUUUCCUCAGCAUGAGAAACAAAUAAAAUCUGUAAUGCAGAUCUACCUAUAAGAAAAAGAUCUGCAAUGCAUGACUGCAAUACGAGUGCGAUACUUUUGUACAGGAUAGGAGAUACGUGCCUGCGACAAAGGAGUCCGAGUUUCUCGCCACGAGCCCGAACUUUUUGUACCAAUUCACCGAUUUGGGGUUAAAGGAAGUUCUCGGGUCCGAAAAUUACGAAGUUUGGUCGUUUUGGGUCUCCACACCGGACGAGUGCUUCACCUUGGCGAAGUCUUUCCACCUGAUUGUGAACCCGAUCAUGAAACACUCCACCGCGAUUUCGUCUUUACCUGCUGCAUCUAGUGCCUCUAGUACUACGUCGCAUCUGUCGGCAGGCGGAAGGAACAUAGGAGCACCAGCUGCACCAGCAGGAAAAAUUCAUACCGACACGACCGAUAAAAUCGCGAGCAUGUGGCUCUUGCACCCGUCCAGCUUCGAUUUCCUCUCCGAGCCGAUGUACCAAACUGGCUCUGCCUACGGAGCCGGGUACGUGGAGCAUAUGGCGUUCUCAAGCGUUACAUUCUCAACCGUUGCAUGAUUUGCCAUGCAGCAUUGCCUUCAGAAUCGACACCAUCAAGCUGCUUCGCAUGACAAAUUCUCAAAGGGCCAAACAGGCUGAUAAUCGGCGCCAAAUCUGUCAUGCAAGACGCGCAAGAUCCCCCCUAUCACUUUUGCCAUUCUUGCAUCACAAACUCAUGUAACAGUUGAGAAUGUAACAGUUGAGAACGCCAUAGAGCAGGCCCCGAUGUUCGACCUGAUGCGAGCUGCGGAACGGUUUGGGAUUUACACCGCCUUCCCGCACAACGCACUGCUCUACCAACAGCUAGCGGCGAAGUCUUGGACCAGUGGGUUGGCCUUAGACCCGAAGUUUGCAAUCCCGGCCAGUGUGAACUUCCCCCGCGUGUUCGUGAAGAAAGACCCGGCACAAGCGGCAGAAAAAGCGGUGCAAGUGUUGGAGAAGAUAAAGCGGAAACAACAGCGGAACAGCAGAAGGCAUGUGGCUCUGAUAGACGACCUGGGACGAGAGAAGGAAAAGUGUCCGAGUAGCGGCUUCUGGAUGCAGGACGACCUGGAAAUGGAAUCUUCUGCUAUGCAUCAAAACAGAAACAACUACGGUCAAACCCAUAGUACAACAUCAAAAAUCACGAAGGGCGUCGCAAAGCUCGGGUACAGCUGGGAAGCGUUGGAUGUAAAGCUGUGGAACAACGUUAGGGAGCAGAACACCAACACCAGCCGGAAACGCUACUACCCGUUGUCCGUAUGCAUUGCAAAAGUAGCUGCGUAGACUGGUACUAAUCGCAACACAAAUUCGCUCAGCAUGACAGCACAUGAAAUUUGCCAUGCUGAUUUGGCUUGGGAAGGAGAUUUGUCGUGCAUGAUUGCGAUUAGUACGAGCGCGAUAUUCAUUUUGCACAGGAUAGUACUCCGCGUUGAGCGAUUUGUCGGACUCCAUCACCAUUUCGAACCAGUACGUCGGCCAGGCGCAUCUGCUCGACUGGAUCUUGAUUCAGGAGUUCAUCCCGCACGCGGUGGAGUUAUGAACUGCAAAAGUAUCGUAUUCGUAUGAAUGCAUAUACAAAUUUCCUCAGCAUGAGAAAUGAAAUUUGUCAUGCUCAUCUACCUUACGCAGCAGAUUCGUAAUGCAUGACUACGAUUACGACGAGUACGGUACUUUUGCACAGAAUAGGAGUUGCGACUGUACUACCUGAAGAACGAACUGAAGCAAGUGUGGUACACGAGAUUCGAUAAGGUGAAAGCCAACAACGAAUUUGUACGCAAUAAAAAUUUAGGAUUUACAACCGCACCUGUACAAACUGCAUCACAAAUUUCUUUGGCAAUGACCUGAAAGAUGAACAUGAGAACUGCCAGCAUGCUGAUUUUGAUUGGCCAAGAGUUUUGUCAUGCAUCGUUAGCACUUCUUUGUACGUGUGGAGUAAGUUCUUGUUCAAAUUUACUGUGGAUAAUCUGGCGACUUCUACUACAUGGACGAAUCAGUUGCGAUCUCGUAUUUGCGCGGAGACUUGACCGCGUUGAGGCAAGCCACGGAAAAAGCAAAAAUCAUCGCAGAAGACUGGCUAUGCACUGCAAAAGCAUCGUACCUACUACGUAUCAAUCGCAUUACAAAUCAGCUCGGCAUGAAAAAUUAAAUUUGUCAUGCUAAAUUACCCAAGAGGCCACGACUUGUCAUGCUAGUCUGGAAUUUAUACCAGGAAGUGCGAUACUUUUGCACAGGAUACUGGCUCGACUGGUUGAUGACGCAAAGUGGAGAAACGGUCAUUCCGGCGGUCCGAUUCGACUUCUUUGUGCAGUAUUGAAGUAGAUUUUUGGUGUAGUGAACAAGGACCUUAGUUUUUUCGUCAUGCAGGAUGUCCAAUGCAAAUCCAAAUGCUCUAUGAUGUGAUUUUCAUUUUCUCAUGCUAUCUCUCGCAUGACAAAGACAAUAAACUCCAUCCCCACACCAUCAAUAAAGGUACUUCCCAUACGCCAAUGCCGAGUUCAUCGAUGCCAGCGGUAACCAUGAGAUGGUACUAGAUGACGAACAGAACUCCGCAAUAUCCGAGCCGUGGACAACCUACGAAGAAGAACACGACUUGUCCGUGCAGAACACGAAUAACACAAACCACCGAAGGAAAACGAAACAAGACUACGAAAACCUUCCGCAGCGAGGGAGCGUGAAGGUGUUCACUUUGGAGAUUUGCGAGGCGGGGUUUAGCAUUUUUGGAUCGGAGGCGUUGAAAAAGGAGAAAAUGAAAACGAUCGUGCAAAACGCGCUGGACCAGGGAUAG
Amoebophrya sp. A120 is the source of this 4676-nucleotide messenger RNA. The record is from the annotation of a GenBank genome assembly. NCBI's taxonomy places the organism in Eukaryota, Dinophyceae, Syndiniales, Amoebophryaceae.